Molecule: messenger RNA, 4598 nt
Organism: Notolabrus celidotus (New Zealand spotty)
Lineage: Eukaryota; Metazoa; Chordata; Actinopteri; Labriformes; Labridae
Gene: ugt8
Product: UDP glycosyltransferase 8
Exons: 6
Coding region: 262-1914 (550 amino acids)
Molecular function (GO): UDP-glycosyltransferase activity
Source: RefSeq, a predicted model, not a curated record
UUAUCCUCCCUUCUGCGGCACCCUCCCUUCUCCACCUUACAGCACGCCACAAGUCCCGCCUUUCCCUGCCCCCAUGAGAGGGACUGCGAGUUUUAUGUUCCCUCUGCCAAUCUUCGAUACUCGGGGACCCAUUUUACUUUAGCCCUCACUACUUUUAUUUUUGUGUUUUAUCUCCCCGACCCUCUAAAUUCUGUUCAAGAAAAUUAGGACUACACCUGUUUCACCCCCUAUCCCUCCUUGGCUACAUUCAAGUGAUAAGCCAUGCUACUACCCUCAUCACUACUCCUCAUCCUUGGCCUCCUCACCUGGAGUCCCAAUGCAUUGUGGGCUGCUAAAGUCAUUGUAGUACCGCCCAUUAUGUUUGAAUCCCACCUCUACAUCUUCAAAACGCUGGCUACAGCGCUGCACCAGGAGGGCCACGAGACCCAUUUCCUAAUAUCAGAGGGUCGUGAGGUGCCCUCAUCCCCUCACUACCACUUACAACAUUACGCAGGGAUCUUUAACAGCACCACGGCUGACAAUUUCCUCCAGUCCAAAGUGUCCAACAUCUUUUCAGGCCGUCUUACUUUUCUAGAACUGUUUGACAUUCUUGACCACUACUCCCAGAACUGUGAUGCUGUGGUCGGUAACGCUGAAGUGAUGACCCGCCUAAAGGAGGCGAAGUUUGACCUGCUGCUAGUGGACCCAAAUGAGAUGUGUGGUUUUGUGAUUGCUCAUAUCCUAGGUGUGAAGUACGCCGUGUUCAGCACAGGCCUGUGGUACCCCGCAGAGGCGGGUGCCCCAGCUCCUCUUUCAUAUGUACCGGAAUUCAACUCUUUGCUGACAGACCGAAUGUCUCUGCUCCAAAGGAUCACCAACACAGCUGUUUACCUGGUGCAGCGCUUUGGAGUCCAUUAUAUAGCUUUACCCAAGUAUGACCGGAUUAUGAAGAAACAUGGAGUGAAGCCUCAGGUGGCCAUGGCUGACCUGGUGCAGGGCAGCAGGUUGUGGAUGCUGUGCACUGACUUGGCUCUGGAGUUCCCCCGCCCCACCCUGCCUCAUGUAGUAUACAUAGGAGGGAUCCUUACAAAGCCCCCCAACCCACUGCCACAGGACUUUGAGGCAUGGGUGAAUGACACAGCGGAGCAUGGCUUUGUGGUUGUGUCGUUUGGUGCUGGGGUCAAGUACCUUUCCCAUGACAUCGCUCACAAACUGGCAGGAGCCCUGGCCCGACUGCCCCAGCGUGUCGUCUGGAGAUUCUCUGGCGUUCCACCCAGUAACCUUGGCAACAACACCAAGCUUGUUGAUUGGAUGCCUCAGAACGACUUAUUGGGCCAUGCUAACACCAGGGCCUUCCUGAGCCACGGUGGCCUGAACAGCAUCUACGAGGCCAUGUAUCACGGGGUGCCAGUAGUUGGUGUGCCCCUGUUUGGGGACCACUAUGACACAAUGACUCGUGUGGCAGCCAAAGGCAUGGGUGUCAUGCUACACUGGAAGUACAUGAGUGAAGAGGACCUGCACACAGCACUGACCAGCGUCAUCAAAGAAAACAGGUAUCGCCAGCAGGCCCGCAUGCUCUCCAACAUCCACAAAGACCAGCCAGGCCACCCUGUGACCAGGGCCGUCUAUUGGAUUAGCUACAUCCUCCGACACCAUGGUGCCAACCACCUGCGCUCUGCCGUAUAUGAUGUGUCCCCCUACCAGUACUUCCUGGUGGAUGUUGUUGUCACUGUAGGUGCUGCCUUGGCUCUUACCAUCUAUGCACUGAGACGGUUUGCACAACUACUGAGGGGAAAAGGUGAGGACCAGGCCAGAGGCGGUGGUGGCGAAAGGGAUGAAGGUAACAUGGCUAAUGGACAUUGCCAUAGCGAAAGCAUGUCCAAUGGGAAACACAAACGCAACGGCUCCCUGAAAAAUGAAAAGAAGAUAAAUUAAUGUUUGGAACGGCCAAGAGGGACGAAGAAGAAGCUGCCCCAAGGGCUCAGCUCUGGGGUUAGUGGUUUUUAUAAAAGCUUUGAAGGGAAGCUGUUCUUAGGUCUGCGUCAAGAAGCUGAGGGAUGACAGAGCAAGGCAAUGGGUGCUCGGAAUCUGUGUGUCUGUGUGUAUGUGUGUGAUGUAUGUGUAUGUGUGCACUGAGGCGAAUUUAACGAAAACUCCUAACAACAGCAGCUACAGAGAUACAACACCAAACUGGGAAGUCAUUAAGGAUGAAACAGAGGAAAGACACAGUGGAGGACAUUGUUCCUUUAUGUGUGUCUCCUCAUCUGGCAUGCCCUCUGUCUUCCUCACCAGUGGAAAGACGAAGAGGAGGGGAAACACUGAGCACCAAGCCCUCACCCUCAGAACAAAACAAGGAAACAGAAGAAUGACUUUUGAAUUAUUUUGGAUUUUAAUGUUUUUAAUGCAAACUCUGCUUGAAGAAAAAAAAAAGGUCUGGUUAACUGCAAAUAGAGGACAAAUCUAUGCAUUACUGUACAAAUGCAUCUUAAUGGUGUAUCUUUUUAACCUUAAUUUUAUUUUUAAUUUAUUUCAUGUAUCUGUGGUGUGAUAGCAUGAUUGUAGAUGUACACUCCCUCCUAUAAGCUAACAUCGUGCAAGAGUUAUUAUAAGUGUGUGCGCUAAUUAGUACUAUGGCAUCAUCCACAGUAUUCAUGAUGGGUCUGUUUUCGAAUUCAGAAAAUACUUUCAACCUUUUCCUCUUCAGAAUGUCAAGAUGUGACCACGCUUCAGAGUGAAAUGUUAAAUGUCCCUCUGACUGAUGUUUUGUUCUGGUACAAAAAGCCACUUGAAAGCAAAAAAGAUGAUUUAUGUUUUUAAUCAAGCUAUAAAGUAAUGAUUACCACCAAGAAUACUGUGGAUAAACUCAGCUAGAACAGAAAUGUGCUGAGGCUCUUCCAGUCAGGUGAUCAGGGAUGAGUCAGAGCAUUAUUGAUUCAUGAUAACUCGCUCUACUAGUCCCACAUCUUAAUUCUGCAUCCCUCUCCUAUUUAUUUAUUUAUAAGGAAGGAUUCAUCACUUGAUUGCCAUUUUUAGUGCUACACUUGACUCCUUACGUCAUUCCUCUGUGGUUAAAUUAAUUCUUAAUAUACUGUAAGUCUGGUUGGUUUAGAUGUUGAGGUUCAUGUACAAACUGGACGGACCCUGUUUAAUUCUAUUAACUUUGAGUGUGAAUGAUUUACAUUAUGUAUGUGGGCUUUUUUUUAAAUGAAGAUAUUUGUGUAUGAAGAAUGAUUGGUUAUGUGUGCUUAUUUUUCACUGCAUAGCUUCAGACUGAGUUCGUGGUUGACACAAUGCAGUUGAGGUUUGCCUACUGUGUAAACAACCACUGGCUGUUGUGCUCUUCUGUAAAGUCAUGUCAUCAAACUGAGUGUGUGGCCCUGCAAAGGUUUUUCAGUUGAAAGAGUUUGAAGAUUGAAGUUCCCCUUUUUUUAAAUCACCCCAUGUGUCAAUCCACUCCAUAGAAACACUUGUAUCUUAGCUACCAUGUCUGUUAUUAUUCAGGGCAGAUGAUGGAGAAGUAUAAAACAAAAGAAAGACUUAGGUUCAACAAUGAAGGUAAACUGCACUGCUACGGAUAAUAUGUCAGAGGGACGCUGAGAUAUGGGGCAAACUGGAAGAGUUUGUAGGGAGUUAGUGUAUCACUCAAUGAAGAAUGAAUGCUUGUGGACAUGUGACAUAAAAUCUCAUGAAUAAGACCCUUAUAAUUGGACAAUUUAUCAAACAAACAGGCCACAUUGAUAUUUCAUUUUCAGCUGUACAUUUCAAAAAUCAACAUUUUAAAGUUGAACUGAGACCACAAUUGGCAUUUCUAUCAAAGACAUUGUCUCACAUGGACAAUGAAGCAUAGAAAUGUAAAAAAAAAAAAAAAGAAGAAAUACUAUGACAUAACCUGUCUAAGUUCUCGAGGACCUAACAUUCAACCAGCAAACUCUCAGUAUGUUCACAUAUCUUGUAUGAUAAUUUAGAAAAGCUUCCUGAUCUCCCUUUCUCUGUGAGCUACCAUUACACCUGCACAGGCUGACCCAGCCCUGCUGAAAACACACACUGUUAUACUUGAAUCAUCAUCAUUAUCACCUGCAACAACUUCAGCUUGUUGUGAGAGGUGAGUGAGCCUGCAGGUGCUAAACAAGCUAUGAACAGAGUCUGGUGGGAAAGAAAAUAUUUUUGAGGUUGGAACUUUUUUUGAGUUAUUUCAGUAUUAAUGUUGAAUUCCACUCCUUCAAAAACUCCAUCCUGUACUUGUACGUUUCCAUACUCACUCUAAAGCAUGACUCACACGGUCUCUGUCUCUGUUCUUGUGACGUUUGUGAUUAAUCAGCUUGAAAAUGUUCUUUGUUCCGUUGUCAUAAGUGCACUUGUUCCAUUUGUCCACCUCUCUGUCUCUCACUCCAAACUUCCUGGUGUUUUCUGCUGUCUUUGUCCUCAUGUCUCGUUCUUCACGCCCGCCCCUUCAAUAUCAGAUGUCUCAGUUUAACCGGCUUCUCUCUGAAGAAAUUUCAUUUUACUUUGAUUUUAAAAUGACAAAGUCCUCAAUUUCCCUGUCAUGUGUGUCCAUGUUGUAAAUAGAACAAUGUAAACAAAAUACUAAUGCUGAAUAAAAAGGACAUAUUUUGUUUGCA